AUGCAUCAAUUUUUCAAAGAUUCAUUUUGGGGUACGUUCUUCAAUUACGUGUCAAACCAUAGACUAUUUGUUCACAAGGAAGACCAAAAGGAUUAUGUUAUACCAGAAAAAUAUUUACCUGGAUACCAAGAAGAAGCUGUCGAUGUUGAGGCUGAAAUACAAAGUUCAAUUUCAUCAAUUGCUGAUGUCAAAGAUACCAUAAAUGACCAAAUUGUUGUAGGAUGGGACGGCGACGAUGACCCUGAAAAUCCUUAUAAUUGGCCAGUACAUCGCAAAGUCUUUCUUCUAGCAGAAGUUGCUUUCUUGACUGUAUCAGUAUAUAUGGGUGCUGCCAUUUAUACUCCUGGUGUCAAUCAAAUCAUGGAAAAGUUCGACAUUGAUCAAACUAAAGCUACCUUACCAUUGACUAUGUUUGUCAUCGGUUAUGGGAUUGGCCCAAUGUUUUUAUCCCCAAUGACAGAAAAUGCUGCAAUUGGUAGAACUCCAGUAUAUAUAAUCACGUUAUUCAUAUUCUUUAUUCUUCAAAUUCCAACAGCUUUGACUACCAGCCUUGCGGGCUUAAGUGUUCUUAGACUUAUUGCUGGUUUUUUUGCUUCUCCUGCAUUAGCUACAGGUGGAGCUACUGUGGGUGAUGUUAUUACCAUGCCGUACAUGCCUGUAGGAAUUGCUUCUUGGGCAGUUGGAGCUGUUAUGGGUCCAUCAUUUGGUCCAUUGAUUGGAUCAGUAUUGGUGGUGAGAGGGGGGCACGACGGAUACGAAUCAUGGAGAUGGCCAUUUUGGUUCAUGGCUAUCAUCAGUGGUACUUGUUUCUUAAUAUUAGGAUGGACGUUACCUGAAACGUAUGGUAAAGCAUUAUUAUACAGAAAGGCAAACCGAUUGAGAAGAAUCACAGGUAAUAAAAAUAUUGUUAGUGAGGGUCAUAUUGAAAACUCCAAACUUACUGUUAAAGAAUUGGCUAUUGAUUUGUUAUAUAGACCAUUUGAAAUUACGAUUCUUGAACCGGUUGUUUUGGCAAUCAAUAUUUACAUUGCUUUAGUAUAUUCAGUUAUGUACCUUUGGUUUGAAGCUUUUCCAAUUGUGUUUCUUGAUACUCAUCACUUUACUUUAGUUCAAAUGGGAGUCACUUAUACUGGUCUUAUGGUCGGUAUUGGAAUAGGAUGUGCAAUCUACAUUCCUUAUAUAUAUCAUAUAUUCACCAAGAAGAUGCUUAACGGUCAAGCCAUCACUCCGGAAGUGUUCAUGCCAAUGGCUAUCUUUGGAGCAAUUUUAAUGCCAAUUGGAAUUUUCAUAUUUGGUUGGACUGCAUCUCCAGAUAUUAAUUGGUUUCCACCAAUUAUUGGUGGUAUAUUGUUUUCUGCUGGUGCAUUUAUCAUUUUUCAAACAUUAUUCAAUUAUUUAGGUGCUUCAUUUUAUCGAUUUUUGGCCUCAGUAUAUGCAAGUAAUGCUCUAUUUAGAUCAGUAAUUGCUGGCAUGUUUCCAUUAUUUGGUAGACCAUUCUUCUUAAAUUUAGGAUCUGAAAGAUUCCCAGUGGGAUGGGGUUCAUCUAUUCUUGGAUUUAUUGCCUUUGGUAUGAUUCUGAUCCCAGUUUAUUUCUGCUUACAAGGUCCACAAUUAAGAGCCAGAUCAAGAUAUGCCAAUUAAAUGAUAGUAUGAGUUAGAUUGAUUUCUUUUUGUCCUCUAUAAUUGAUAUAUCUUUUAUAUAUGCUGUGAUAACUUAUUAUUAGUAGUAACUAAUCAAAUAAAUU
This is a messenger RNA of Scheffersomyces amazonensis, 1745 nucleotides long. Its product is annotated as MFS transporter. Bases 1 to 1641 code for a protein of 546 amino acids. The transcript has 2 exons. Gene Ontology annotation, molecular function: fluconazole transmembrane transporter activity. Lineage: Eukaryota; Fungi; Ascomycota; Pichiomycetes; Serinales; Debaryomycetaceae. The record is from RefSeq and is a predicted model, not a curated record. Gene Ontology annotation, cellular component: plasma membrane. Gene Ontology annotation, biological process: xenobiotic detoxification by transmembrane export across the plasma membrane.